AUGGCUGUCGGUCUCGUUGCCAAUGGCAAAAAGCGCAAGCAGGCGCCGGUAGAAGAACCUGUCGUCGAGGCUCUCCCUCAGGUUGGUCUGGAUAUGCACAGCGACGAGGAGGCGGAGGAUGGGGUGGAAGGUUCGGAUGAUGAGGGUGUCGAUGAGUUUCCGGAGAUAGAUGCGAGGAGUGAUAGUGAGGGAGACGACGAAGGAGAUGAGGAGGAUGAAAUCGAGGGAGAGGAUGAGGAAGACAACGAAGGUCCCGAAGAGAGCGAAGAAGAUGACGAUACUUCGACGGAUGACGAUCUUCACAUCUUCCCCAAAUCUAAAACGGUGAUAUCAGACAUCACUGGCCAACCAAAGAAGGUCUACCCGGAGAUAGAGCCCGACUACGAUUCAGACUCGUCCACAGAGGAUGCACCCAAUCGUGUCGGUGACAUUCCAAUGCACUGGUAUGACGACUUGCCGCAUGUAGGGUAUAGUAUUGAGGGGAAGAAAGUGCUCAAACCAGCAAGAGGAGACGAACUCGACAAGUUCUUGCAGACAGUAGAUGAUCCCUCCGCAUGGACUUCGGCGUUUGACAAGAAUACGCAGAUGGAUAAACCCCUCACUGCGGAAGAACUCGACAUCAUCCGUCGUUUACAAGCACAUGAAAACCCGGAUGCGGAGUAUGACCCUUAUGAACCUACCGUCGAAUGGUUUACGGGUAAGGGUAAAGAGGAGAUUAUGCCGUUGUCUGGCGCUCCUGAGCCCAAACGGAGAUGGGUGGCCAGUAAAUGGGAAAAGCAGAAGAUCAUGAAAAUCGUGCGUGCGAUCCGCCAAGGCCGUAUUGUCCCCUCAAAACCAAAAACCGCAUCCACCCAACCACAAUUCUACGCCAUCUGGAACGAAGCCCCGUCCGCACACGCUCCACCACUUCCUGCUCCCAAGCCUCGCCUACCUACCAAUGCCGAAUCAUAUAAUCCCCCAGAAGAGUACUUACCCACCGAAGAAGAACGUAAGGAAUGGGAAGCCACCGACAAAGAAGACCGUGAACGUGACUUCCUACCACAAAAGUACUCCUCGCUUCGACUCGUUCCCGGAUACGACCAGUUCAUACAAGAGCGGUUCAGUCGUCAGCUGGAUCUCUACCUCGCACCCCGGAUACAGCGUGCAAAACUCAACAUUGAUCCUAAUAGUCUCAUUCCGAAGUUGCCUAGCCCGAGUAGUCUGCGUCCUUUCCCUAAUUACAGGAACUUGAGGUUUCCCCACACGAAGGGUCGUGUGAGGUGUCUGAGCGUUAGUCCCGACGGUGCAUGGACUGUCAGCGCAGAUGAGGAGGGCGUGGUCAGUUUAUGGGAGGUGACGGUCGGCCGAGAACUCAAGCGGUGGAAUAUGGGUGAGAUGGUUGGUGCGAUUGAAUGGUGUCCAAGGACAGACGUCAGCUACUUCGUCGUUGGAACUGACGAGAAACUGCAUUUUAUCAUACCACCAAACGUGCCUCAGACAAUUCUAACCGCCACCCAAAAUCUCCUCGCACCAGCAACGCUGCCGCCAGCACCUGCAGCUCCAUCACCAAUCAAAUGGACCAAUCCUCCUUCCGCUUCUUCCAUUUCCAGCGAGAAACCCAUCUUGUCCGUCGGUCUCCCGCAAUCGUCCGGAGUGCCCAAACAAAUAUCAUGGCAUCGUAAGGGCGAUUACUUCGCCACAGUCUUGUUCUCAUGCGGAGUUGUUGGAUCAGCGAACGGCGAGGGCGUCGGUGGCGUCUGGAUUCACCAAAUUUCCCGUCGCCAUUCCCAAGCGCCUUUCAGAAAGGUCAAGGGAGCUGUACAGCUGGUAUUAUUCCAUCCGACAAAACCUCAAUUCUUCGUAGCCACCCAGCGUCAUGUCCGGGUCUACAACCUCGCCGAGCAGAAGCUGCUGAAGACCCUGAUGCCUGGCAGCCGAUGGAUCUCGUCAAUGGACGUGCAUCCCUCAGGAGACCAUAUUAUUGUCGGUGGCUACGACCGCAAACUUUGCUGGUUCGAUCUCGAGCUCAGCGACAAGCCUUACAAAAUCAUGCGGUACCAUUCGCGCGCAAUCCGCUCCGUCCAAUUCCACCCCACCUACCCAUUAUUCGCGUCCUCUUCAGACGAUGGCUCCAUCCAGAUCUUCCACUCUCGAGUAUACAACGACCUCAUGACGGACCCGUUGAUCGUGCCCUUGAAGAUCUUGAGAGGGCAUGAGGUUAAAGAUAACCUUGGUGUUCUACAAAUCAAGUGGGUCCCGAGGCAGCCUUGGCUGGUCAGUGCUGGGGCGGAUAGCAAUGUUGGCGUGUGGUGUAGUUAG
Molecule: messenger RNA, 2298 nt
Organism: Stereum hirsutum FP-91666 SS1
Lineage: Eukaryota; Fungi; Basidiomycota; Agaricomycetes; Russulales; Stereaceae
Product: BOP1NT-domain-containing protein
Exons: 8
Coding region: 1-2298 (765 amino acids)
Biological process (GO): ribosome biogenesis; maturation of LSU-rRNA from tricistronic rRNA transcript (SSU-rRNA, 5.8S rRNA, LSU-rRNA)
Cellular component (GO): preribosome, large subunit precursor; PeBoW complex
Molecular function (GO): ribonucleoprotein complex binding; protein binding
Source: RefSeq, a predicted model, not a curated record